GGGCUUAAGGGAGCCUGGCUAGGCCGGCAGCCGGAUGGUCCCGCAGCUCGGGGCCGGCCAUGCUUCGCGGUCCGUGGCGCCAGCUUUGGCUCUUUUUCCUGCUGCUGCUCCCGGGCGCGCCUGAGCCCCGCGGCGCCUCCAGGCCGUGGGAGGGAACCGACGAGCCGGGCUCGGCCUGGGCCUGGCCGGGCUUCCAGCGCCUGCAGGAGCAGCUCAGGGCGGCGGGUGCCCUCUCCAAGCGGUACUGGACGCUCUUCAGCUGCCAGGUGUGGCCCGACGACUGUGACGAGGACGAGGAGGCAGCCACGGGGCCCCUGGGCUGGCGCCUUCCUCUGUUGGGCCAGCGGUACCUGGACCUCCUGACCACGUGGUACUGCAGCUUCAAAGACUGCUGCCCUAGAGGGGAUUGCAGAAUCUCCAACAACUUUACAGGCUUAGAGUGGGACCUGAAUGUGCGGCUGCAUGGCCAGCAUUUGGUCCAGCAGCUGGUCCUAAGAACAGUGAGGGGCUACUUAGAGACGCCCCAGCCAGAAAAGGCCCUUGCUCUGUCGUUCCACGGCUGGUCUGGCACAGGCAAGAACUUCGUGGCACGGAUGCUGGUGGAGAACCUGUAUCGGGACGGGCUGAUGAGUGACUGUGUCAGGAUGUUCAUCGCCACGUUCCACUUUCCUCACCCCAAAUAUGUGGACCUGUACAAGGAGCAGCUGAUGAGCCAGAUCCGGGAGACGCAGCAGCUCUGCCACCAGACCCUGUUCAUCUUCGAUGAAGCGGAGAAGCUGCACCCAGGGCUGCUGGAGGUCCUUGGGCCACACUUAGAACGCCGGGCCCCUGAGGGCCACAGGGCUGAGUCUCCAUGGACUAUCUUUCUGUUUCUCAGUAAUCUCAGGGGCGAUAUAAUCAAUGAGGUGGUCCUAAAGUUGCUCAAGGCUGGAUGGUCCCGGGAAGAAAUUACGAUGGAACACCUGGAGCCCCACCUCCAGGCGGAGAUUGUGGAGACCAUAGACAAUGGCUUUGGCCACAGCCGUCUUGUGAAGGAAAACCUGAUUGACUACUUCAUCCCCUUCCUGCCUUUGGAGUACCGUCACGUGAGGCUGUGUGCACGGGAUGCCUUCCUGAGCCAGGAGCUCCUGUAUAAAGAAGAGACACUGGAUGAAAUAGCCCAGAUGAUGGUGUAUGUCCCCAAGGAGGAACAACUCUUUUCUUCCCAGGGCUGCAAGUCUAUUUCCCAGAGGAUUAACUACUUCCUGUCAUGAAGGCUAGAGGAAGACUUCCUGGAACUGCCUUUCUUCCACUAACAGGACCCUGGGACCUGUAGGAGCACCCCGUUUGGGACUGUGAGGUGUUUGAGGGUGUGGACUGGCAUCCAGCAGCCACUAACAAACACACAACUGGUGUGUAAAAGGCAGGCCUUACAUUAGAAGCCAAGCCAAUCCUUUUUCUUUUUUUUGGAGGUCCCACCGAGAUAGAUAGGAACUUGGAUUGCUGAAUUCAAAAACAGAGCCCAUUCUUAAGAUCACUUGGUGCCUUAAAGACACGCAUUCCAAAGUGGAAUGUGGUUGAAGAAAGUGGGCCAGGUGGUUGAAGAAAGCCAUGUGGGAGCUCAGCAAAUCCCAAGGGCUUAUUAUGACACUCCAGAUGGUCUCCUUAGCAUCUCAGCUCUUCUGCAAGGAAGAGCUUGGGUGUUAGGCCUCAGAGGCUGUAGGGUCCUUGGGUUACAGAGCCGGGGAGAACGAAGUUCUGUGACCCAGGGGUGGAGAAUACACUCUAGGUUUGCAGGCUGGUGGGCUUUCAAAUUGGUACUUCCAGAGGAAAGCCAAGCUGCUUCUGUUGUGAGCGAAUCAGCCAAGAGCCUGAGGCUGAAGGGAAAAGUACACAGAGGAAGAUAUUUUACAAACCAGGUCAGUGUAGGCCAAGACUUAUGGUCUACAGAUUUUGGCGGGGGAGGGGGGACCUUUUCAAAGACAAUAGGGGGUCUUGACAUGUUUGUUGUAUGUAAAGAUGAUAAGAUUAAAAUUUUUGAUUUUCCUAAAA
Homo sapiens (human) is the source of this 2031-nucleotide messenger RNA. RefSeq names its product torsin family 3 member A (gene TOR3A). The record is from RefSeq and is marked validated. Gene Ontology annotation, molecular function: ATP binding; ATP hydrolysis activity. Gene Ontology annotation, cellular component: endoplasmic reticulum lumen; cytoplasm. The transcript is spliced from 6 exons. Bases 60 to 1253 code for a protein of 397 amino acids. Lineage: Eukaryota; Metazoa; Chordata; Mammalia; Primates; Hominidae.